GUUCUGGAAGGCAGUGGGGCUGCCGCCAUUUUGCGGGAAGGGGAGUAGCUCCGGCUGUGGUGCUGUUUUUAUUGCUGAGUCUGUGGAAGAGAGCUGUGCUUCGCGUCCCCCGGCACACCCAAAGGAACGGAGGGAACCGGGACCCCCCUGCGGGGACCCGGAACUGGUAACCACUGAUCUGCUUUCUGUCACUACAGAUCUGCUACAAUGGCGUCUGAUGACUUUGAUAUAGUGAUUGAGGCCAUGCUGGAGGCUCCCUAUAAAAAAGAGGAGGAUGAGCAGAAAAGGAAAGAGGUUAAAAAGGACAGCCCUAGUAACACUACCAACAGCACCAGCAACACUGGCAGCAGCGACAGUGGUACCUGUGGGAGCAGCACCAGUGGGGAGGCAAGCAAGAAGAAGAGGAGUCGGAGCCAUAGUAAAAGCAGGGAUAGAAAACGCAGUCGUAGUCGAGACCGAGACCGUCAUAGGCGGAGAAGCAGUCGAAGCCGGAGUCGAGAUCGGCAGCAUCGUCUCCGCAGCCGUAGCUGGGAUCGUCGCCGUAGUAGUGAGUCACGAAGUCGAGACCGACGUCGUGAAGAUCGUGUGCACUACCGGAGUCCGCCGCUUGCUACUGGGCGUAGGUGUGGACACAGUAAGAGUCCUCAUGUCAGAGAGAAGAGCCCGGUCAGGGAGCCAGUUGAUAACCUGAGCCCUGAGGAGCGGGAUGCCCGCACAGUGUUCUGUAUGCAGUUAGCUGCCCGCAUUCGGCCUCGAGACCUGGAGGACUUUUUCUCUGCUGUUGGCAAGGUUCGAGAUGUACGUAUCAUCUCAGAUCGGAACUCACGUCGUUCUAAGGGCAUUGCCUACGUGGAAUUCUGUGAGAUCCAGUCUGUGCCGCUGGCCAUUGGGCUGACCGGGCAACGGCUGCUGGGAGUGCCUAUCAUUGUACAGGCCUCACAAGCUGAGAAAAACCGACUGGCAGCCAUGGCCAACAACCUGCAGAAGGGCAGUGGUGGACCAAUGCGCCUCUACGUGGGCUCCCUGCACUUCAAUAUCACCGAGGACAUGCUCCGGGGCAUCUUUGAGCCCUUUGGCAAAAUUGAUAAUAUUGUUCUGAUGAAGGACUCAGAUACAGGCCGCUCUAAAGGUUAUGGUUUUAUUACGUUCUCUGACUCUGAGUGUGCCCGGCGGGCCCUGGAACAGUUGAAUGGCUUUGAGCUUGCUGGUCGACCUAUGAGGGUUGGCCAUGUGACCGAGCGACUGGAUGGUGGCACAGACAUCACUUUUCCUGAUGGAGACCAGGAGCUGGAUCUGGGAUCAGUGGGUGGACGUUUGCAGCUCAUGGCCAAAUUGGCAGAAGGCUCUGGAAUCCAGCUGCCAACCACCGCUGCUGCCGCCGCCGCCGCUGCCGCCGCCGCUGCCCAGGCGGCUGCUGCCCAGGCCGCUGCUGCCCAAGCCGCUGCCUUGCAACUGAAUGGAGCAGUUCCUUUGGGGGCCCUGAACCCAGCAGCUCUGACUGCUCUGAGUCCGGCCCUGAACCUUGCCUCCCAGGCCAUCGCCUCCCAGUGCUUCCAGCUUUCCAGCCUCUUUACCCCCCAAACCAUGUAAAUUAGUGGCACAGUCCCUGUGCCUCUGGGUCCUGCCACUCCCUUCUCCACAUCUACCCUUCCACGGCCCCUUGUCUCCAUUUUGUGGACCAAACCAUCCUGAGGGCAUGAACAUUGACGGUGGGGGAACUGGGCCCCCCUUAGACACCAAGAAGAGCUCCUGCCCACCACUGCUCCAGUGGGAAUGGACUCUGCUGAGCAAAGCUGCCAGUUGAAGAGAACAGAAUCUACACUUGUGUUGAACAUCUGUUUCUCUGUGUUUAUCGUCUCCUGGGAUGACCUUCCUUGCCCUUUCCAACCCCUUCUUACUGAUUCCUUGAUUCCUCCCCUGUUGGGAAGGCCAUAGGGCAUUAACUGAAGGAACUAACUGCUCUCUUCCUGUACCUUUACCCUACAAUCUGUCACGGAAAACCCUUAAGAUCUCUGGUCUGUGAGGACUUUGGAGUUUGAGGGGGUGAACCUUGAAAGUGCUGGCCUGCUCCUACAAGGACCCUGGAAGAUAGCAUGGACUGUGCGUCGGGAAGCCUGCCUCAGACCUCAGCCUGGGGCCGGAACUGCAUCUUGCUGGGAGGUGUGGGAAUGAGCUCUCCUGCCGGCCAUUUUGGGUGUCUUAGGGGCAUUUGGGAGUUGAGUGAACGGUGGGGUGCUUUUCUGGUAUCUUCCCUCUUCCUUUGUGUACUUGUCCUUUCUUUGGCCCAGGGUGGGAGGAUGGAGGGGAGGAUGCUUCUCUCCACUACUUCUGUGUGCCUCUGGAGCGUGUGGGCUCCAGCCCAGCCGUCAAAGCCGCUCUCGUCCCCUAGCUGGGCAUACGUGAGCCCUUCUCACUGGAUUUUAUACCCUGUGUCUGUGUACAUAAAUAUAAAUAUAUAUGUGUGUGUGUGUGUGUGUGUGUGUGUAUAUAUAUAUAUAUAAACUUUGUACAAAAGGCACGUCCCACUGUUGUGGGGGCUGCUGCCCAUGUAUGUAGGGUCUCAGUCCGUUGGUGUGUCUGUCUGAUGUUAACUUCUGAGCCAAAACCACGAAUGGUUCUAGAGAUAUAAAACAUUUGUA
Molecule: messenger RNA, 2639 nt
Organism: Hippopotamus amphibius kiboko
Lineage: Eukaryota; Metazoa; Chordata; Mammalia; Artiodactyla; Hippopotamidae
Gene: RBM23
Product: RNA binding motif protein 23
Exons: 15
Coding region: 208-1590 (460 amino acids)
Biological process (GO): mRNA processing
Cellular component (GO): nucleus
Molecular function (GO): RNA binding
Source: RefSeq, a predicted model, not a curated record